UUUGUUAGCCCACUUGUAUGGAUUUUCCGGAGGUUGAAAAUGCACCAAUCAUUAAAUCCAAAUUUGGGAUCAAAUGCUGCUCAGCAUAUGUGUAGAUUUGAACUCUCCAACACUAUAUUGAGAUAUUAUAGCAGUAUAUAGUACUGAUGCGGAGCCAUACAUGCAAUUAGUGUGUCAAGGUAUUCCUCUUAUUCAUCCAGAAUACAUCUAUAGACUCGACAUUUCUAACUCUGAACACAUAGACAGUCUUGAUUACAAGAAUGUCUCAGCAAUCCAUUUUCUUCAUUCUACUCUUGUGCCUUCUGCUGGCUUUGGGCAGCACAAGUGCCGAGUCUAUCAGCAAAGGAACUAGCAUAACCAGGCCUAAUUGCCAAAGCAAGUGUGGGAACUUAACAGUUCCAUACCCAUUUGGCAUUGGCCUAGGAACAGGUUGCUCGUUAGGCUCAUGGUUCGAUGUAAACUGCAAUACUUCAUUCACUCCACCGAGACCCUUUAUUGGCACAGGCAACCUAGAGAUUCUCGACAUAUCAGCUAAUACAUUAAAAAUCAAGAAUUGGGUGGCCUCAAGAUGCUACAACCAAUUUGGCAAUAUAACGCAGGACAACAAAGUAUCAGUUGAUCUUGCGACUACCCCUUUUACCUUUUCAGACAUCAACAAGUUCUCUGUCCUGGGCUGUGAUGAAUUUGCACUGAUAGCUGGAUCAGAAGGACGUAAUUUCACCAGUGGAUGUGUCUCAGUUUGUUCCAGCAAUCGGGAUUUGAUUGACGGAGAUUGUUCCGGCAUUGGAUGUUGUCAGACUGCCAUUCCAAAGGGACUGAAGAGGUUUAAUACAAAUCUUGGCACUCUCUAUAGUCAUCUAAACAUUUGGUCAUUUGCCCCUUGUGGUUAUGCCUUUCUUGGAGAUCCUGACAGCUUCAGAUUCAGUGUGUCCGAUCUCAACGACACGGCUUUCCAGAACAGGACCAUAGAGAAUGUGCCGGUGGUUCUGGACUGGGUAAUUGGGACUCAGAAUUGUAGUGAAGCUCAGGGAUCCAGUGAUUUUGCCUGUCUCCAGAAUAGCUACUGUGUUGAUUCAGAUACUGGUCUUGGGGGAUACAGAUGUAGCUGUUCAGAAGGAUAUGAGGGGAAUCCAUAUCUUAGUCUAGGCUGCAUAGAUAUCAAUGAAUGUGAAACCAAUCCAUGUGAUGAAAAUGGAAUCUGCACAAACAUACAGGGCAGCUAUACCUGUUCCUGUGCAAACGGGUACUGGGGAGAUGGGAGAAAAGAUGGCCGUGGUUGCAUUACCAAGAACCAUCAGUUCCCAUUAAUCAAGUUUGCAUUAGGCAUGAGUUUUGGCCUCUUGGCUUUAGUAAUUGCUGUGACUUGGCUAUACUUCGGUAUCAAGAAAAGGAAGCUCAUAAACCUGAGGGAGAAAUUCUUCCGACAAAAUGGUGGGCUGCUGUUGAAGCAGCAACUUUCUUCACAUGAUGGUAGUGUGAAAUCAACCAGGAUAUUUACUGCAGAAGAACUUGAAAAGGCCACCAACCAUUAUGCAGAUGAUCGCAUCCUAGGCCGAGGUGGUUAUGGCACAGUUUAUAAAGGCAUACUGCUUGAUCCACAUCAAAUUGUUGCAAUCAAGAAAUCACGAAUAAUGGAUCAGUGUCAGAUAGAGCAGUUCAUCAAUGAGGUGAUUAUUUUGACUCAAGUUAAUCACCGAAAUAUUGUCAAACUUUUAGGCUGUUGUUUGGAGACUGAAGUUCCUUUAUUGGUAUACGAAUAUGUCUCAAAUGGUACGCUUUUUAACCAUAUCCAUAAUAAUGGAGGAAUCUCUUGGUUUUCUUGGGACAAUCGUCUUAGAAUUGCAACAGAGGCUGCUGGUGCAUUAGCCUAUCUCCAUUCUGCAGCUGCAAAGCCAAUUAUUCACAGAGAUGUCAAGUCUCCCAAUGUACUUCUAGAUGAAUACUACAAUGCAAAAAUUUCAGAUUUUGGGGCAUCGAGAUUGGUCCCCAUCGAUCAAACACAAGUGACUACUUUAGUCCAAGGAACCUUAGGUUACUUAGAUCCUGAGUACUUCCAAACGAGCCAGCUAACUGAAAAAAGUGAUGUCUACAGCUUCGGAGUAGUUCUUGCAGAGCUUAUGACGGCCAGGAAACCUCUCUCAAAUACGAAAACCAGCAAAGAGAAGAGCCUGGCCACUUUUUUUGUGGUGUCAAUGAAAGAAAACUGUCUGUUCCAGAUUUUGGAUCCUCGUGUUCUAAAAGAAGGGAGUUUGGAACAACUCCAAGCAGUUGGUGAGCUUGUGAAGAGAUGUCUUAAGUUGCAUGGUGAAGAAAGACCGACAAUGAAAGAAGUGGUGACUGAACUUGAAAGCUUACGGAAGUUCACUAAGCAUCCUUGGGUUCAGCAACAAGUUCAAGAGGAAGCUGUUGGGUUGAUGAGUGAGGAAUCUUCAGAUUUAUACACUGUCACAAUUGAUCCUCAGUUUAGUACCGGGGAGUACUCUGGACAGCAUAAUUCGGGCACUACACCUUUGAUCUAUGGCGGUCAUGGCCCCCGCUGAUAAGUUGGUUUUUUCCAACAUUUACUUGAGAAUAACCUCCUGUUUUUUUGUAAUGUGUGCUGGUUGUUUCAGCCCUUCAAGUGGCUAAUAUUCUCUAUUUUCUUUGGGAUUUUAUUUCGAGCAAAGAAUGUUGCAUUACUAUUUCCUUGUUGUCAACCUAUGUAGGAGAGCAGAUGUCU
Messenger RNA from Sesamum indicum (sesame), 2719 nucleotides. Its product is annotated as wall-associated receptor kinase 2. Gene Ontology annotation, cellular component: plasma membrane. NCBI's taxonomy places the organism in Eukaryota, Viridiplantae, Streptophyta, Magnoliopsida, Lamiales, Pedaliaceae. Gene Ontology annotation, biological process: cell surface receptor signaling pathway; protein phosphorylation. Gene Ontology annotation, molecular function: calcium ion binding; polysaccharide binding; ATP binding. The record is from RefSeq and is a predicted model, not a curated record.